Molecule: messenger RNA, 459 nt
Organism: Echinostoma caproni
Lineage: Eukaryota; Metazoa; Platyhelminthes; Trematoda; Plagiorchiida; Echinostomatidae
Source: the annotation of a GenBank genome assembly
AUGCCGAAGAAAAGUGACUCUGAGAAAUCGCAAGAGGAAGACCCUACAGUGGGUUUUGGAACCCUCGGAACUAUGGUAUUCCAACUUCUCGCCUUGUUGUCCUCUGUAGUCCGAGGUGGACAGGUACACAGGCAACCCUCCCCGAGCUUUCCCCCAUCAAACAAAUUCUCAUUGGGCGACGAUUCCCGGCGCUGGGCGGCAGAUGCACAAGAGUAUGUUGAGCUUUUCAUCCCGAGCGAUCGGCGGCGUGUAUUGUUCUCACUUUUGGAAGGUGAAGCCAAAGAGCAUGAAGCGUUCAAGGAGCUACGGGAGCGACUAUGCACUACACCCAUUCCCGGGCUAAUUGACUACGGAAUAUUACAGUUCCAUGAAAUGCGCCGAGUAUCAUUAUUGGUGAACACGAGAAACACUGAAGUGUGUGAUAAGGACAUGAGGACAAUGAUAUUUCUUGAACAGUAA